Macrobrachium nipponense is the source of this 6992-nucleotide messenger RNA. Its product is annotated as rotatin-like. NCBI's taxonomy places the organism in Eukaryota, Metazoa, Arthropoda, Malacostraca, Decapoda, Palaemonidae. Gene Ontology annotation, biological process: centriole-centriole cohesion; centriole replication; ciliary basal body organization. The coding region runs from base 394 to 6855 and encodes 2153 amino acids. Gene Ontology annotation, cellular component: centrosome; centriole; ciliary basal body. The transcript has 36 exons. The record is from RefSeq and is a predicted model, not a curated record.
ACCGAUUUUGAUGGUAAUACGAAUUUACGAAUAUUACUAGUGACAGGUAUCGUAAGUCAGGCAGGAACCGUAUUCCGAAAUCAGUGAAAUUGUCAGACUGCCGGAUUAUAGCUAUAAUGUGAGGAGAAUUCAACGUCAAAUUUUGUAUAGUAUAUUGUACUUAAAUGGGAUGGACACAAUGUUAGAGACUGCAACACUUUGGACGCUGUUUGAUCACUCAACACGAGAGCCUUUGAAAAGUGACCUCUGAGAAAUGCCUUCAGGAUGUUGUCAGAACGAAUGCAGAAAAAUAAUUCCUUAAGUGAACUGUAUUGGAAUUUAAUACCUGGAGCAGCAUGCUGGGACUAGAAUUCACUUUGACACUGGCAUCAGGAAUUGGAGAUACUGUACAUCAUGGCUGAAAUAAAAAGUUAUAUUCAAAAGUUAGUGCACCCAAUUGUUGAGAUCCGAGAACGAACACUCAACACUUUGCUUCAGAAAUUAGAAUUUGGUAUUUUGAAUGUAAAUCAUCUUGUUGAGCAUCAAGAAUUUUUGGGAAAUGUCCUUCACCUCUUGAACCUAGGUCCUCAUACCCUCAGGAAGCCAGUUCUUAAACUGCUGCAGUAUGUUUUUGAGGAUGAGUCGACAAGAAGUAGAUUUGAUGCUCUCGGAGGGACGCUGUAUCUUCAGAGUCUGAAACUUGUUUCUCCUCUUGAUUUGAUAUCUGAUAUCAAUGUUCUUCUGCAGAACCUUCAUCAUACUCCCUCGUUACAAAACAUAAAAGGUCAGUUGGUCUCACCCAUAAAUGAAGAUGCCAUUUCAAAGGAAAGCAGUGACUUUACGGAAAUUGAGAGCAACUCCUUGGUAGCAUCCUCCUCUGAUGUGGAAGGAUAUGUUCAGCUAUUGGUUUCAGGAGCAUUCAGCACAGGCAGUAGCAGUAUAGAUGAUUCUUGUGUAUGUGGAAUGAAUGAAAAGGAAGAUGUGACCAUUACUAGUGAUUCUCCCAUAACAUUUUCUACAUUCCCAUGGCAGGCACUGACAAAUAGUGAUCGUCGCAUCUUGGAGUCAACAGCACAGUCUUUGAUGAGUCAUGAUGAGUCCAUUGUUGUGUCAUCUCUUCAUUUUCUGGACACAGUUGUACUUAAGGAUUUCCCUGCUGAAAUUUUGCUUCAGAGACCUGCAAUUGUACAGGCAGUGUAUGGUUGUGUUGAAGAAAUUGGUGAAACAGCAUGGCGUGUUCAGGGUCCAGCAUGUGCAUGUUUGUUAACCUUAACACAGUUGCUCAACGAUCGGGUUUCCCACUUCAAAGACCCUCAUUUGUCCCCCGCUGGACAACAGACUGUCACUCCCACCUCAUCAGGGAUUGCAACUCCAAGCACAGACAUAACAAGAGGAAGUUGCUGUUCCCCUGACAGUAGCCUAAUGGGGAAUGAUAGUCAUAAUAAUGUACGACGCCUUGGAGAUGGACAGGAUAGAAGUGGAUCGAUUGCUGGUUUGGGAAAUGAAUUGUCAUCAACCUCAGUUCACGAGGAUGAUGAUGGUGAUGAGUUUAUUCUCUUGGGUAUGCAUCAGCUGACUUUGAGUGGUCACUGUAGUCAUGUUCUGAGAGUUGCAAGUCCCCUACUAGUGGCCAAGAGACCAUCUCUGCAGAGCAUUAGUUUGAGGCUACUAUUAUCAUGUGUGGAUUUACUACAGCAAUGCAUUCAUGCGAAGACACUGUGGCAUUACCAGGAGGAAGAAAUUGUUACUGAGGUGACUACAUCAAUAAAAAUGACUAUCCAGAGGUUAGCAGCUCUUUUAAUUCUGAAUUACCAAGCACGAAAAAAGUAUGGUGAUAAUGGUAAGCUUGAAGACACAGUCCUGAAUAAUGAAUGCACUCUGUUGUUUCUGUGCAGAAUUCUGAAUUUGUUUGUUCCUUUGGACGCUUUUAAGCAGAUUGUUGAUAAAGAGAUAGUAGCAAGUCUUAUUUUGGUUUUAUGUGACGGUGGUUUCUAUUUGGGAUACCGAACUCAUUACAGCCUACUUCUUCAGUACUUGAGUCAAGUAUUACCAGAUAUGACAACUCAGGUGAAUAGCAUCUUGUUUGCAGCAAAAGCCCUGGAAGCUACUGCUACUUUCUUAAGCACUUCGUCUUCAGAUUUGGAAGAGUUUCUUACGUAUGCUGAAGCUGCAGUAGAAGUUGCCAGCAUUCAUCAAAGCUCAGUUUUUGUAGAAAAACUUGUCAGAGGUUUAGGUAAACAAGUUUCAGUUGGAAAUGUUGACUCUCAUCAACUACAGAGAGCAAGAGACUUGUUGCUAAAAGUCAUUCACUUCCCAGAAGUCUCAGUCAAGUUAGCAGGGUAUACCUCUCUCUUCCAGUUGGUCAAUAGUAGUGUUGGCAUUUCACAGGCUGCUGAUACCUCCCAAAGUCGUUCUUCUAGAAUUAUAAUUCUGCUCUCGCCUUCUGUCAUAAGUUGUUUAGUGUACAGUGGACUUACAGAUGAUGACUCCAAGGUUAUCAGUGCUGCGCAGGAUGUAUUACUUGGCCUAAUGAAGGGGCGAUUACUUAUGAAUUCAUCUGUUUGGUUUGUUGCUGCUGAGUGCUGGAGAUACAGUUUAAUUCACCUGCAGUGCUUGACAGAUACUGUCACUCACCUUGGGCGUUCAAUUAGUUCACUUGUUGGUGAGCUUUAUAAUGAUGGUAAAAUAGAGAAUAUUGAGGUCAUCAAGUACCAUCUUUGUUGUUUAUUUGUCUUGGAUAGAACAACAAGAAUCCAAGCCAUGUCCGAGGUGGUUCAAAGACUUGCCUAUACCACCACAAGUUUCAUCCCACAUCCACACGAGAUUAACCCUGCUAUACACCACGAUAUUUUUGUUCUCAGGCAGCCAGUGCAACUGCUUUUUAGUGGAAAUCUUUCCUCUGAGAGAGGUCGACUCCUGAAGGUUGUAGAACUAAUUCAGGGUGUUGGAGUAGAAAAUGCUGUUCGUAAAGCAGCGUGGUCUCAAUUGGCAUUCCUUCUGGGAGAUCCUCAACUUCACAAGCCUUUCCUUCAGCUCUUUUCAAUUCAGUAUCUAAUUCUUAAUUUCAUUGGUAUGCUGAAGCAGGAUGGAUCAAUGAAUGUUACAGUUGACUUCGUACCUGGAGCCUUGGGAGUCUUGUGCUUAUUGGCAACACAUUCCUCCAGCAUCAGGACAAUAUUAUCUGAUGAUGAGGAAUUUCUUUUGUGCCUUGUUAGAGCUGGUUUUGUGUUUUACGUUGACGAACAUACAAGGAGCCAGGCAUCGUGUCUGAUGGCACUCUUGUUGCUGAAUGAUGUUAUCGUCUUUUCUACAUGUGAUAGAGCUGAAUGUGGAACAGUUGCAGUGGGAGGAAAAAAUUUCAUAUCUGUCCCAGAAUUGUUAAUUUCAAAGGUUCACUUACCAUUUAUCUGUGAUACUUAUACUUGGUUUGAUAAGGGUGGUUUGUGUGAAGAAAUGAGGACUGUUCAUCAAAUACUGCAAGAAGAAGACUGGGAAGUCAUGCAAUUCUUCAGAGUUGUGUGGGCUUCCACUUGUCGAGGAGGCCUUGAAAAUAUUAGCAAUGAAAGUGCUAAGUGUGAUAGUUUUGCUGUAAAACUGAACCUCAGCAAUAAAGAAAUCUCCAUAAUUAGGUUGUAUGUGUUGCAGAACGUCUUAGAGAAAUUCCUCCUCAAUAUUGAGAAUGGAACAACUCAUCAUGAUGUGAAGAAUAACUCAAAUUGUCUGAGUUUUCAUAUGUUACAGUUUCGAAUGAAUUCUUUGGAAAAUAAAGAUAUCAUAUUCACAAACCAUUGGACUCAGGGCCUUUGUCGUUUCCUCACUUGUCAGCCCAAUUCUUCUGUUGAUGAACAGCUGUUGACCCAUAUUUUGAAUAUGAUUUAUGUGAUUCUACUGUGCCAGAGAAACAAAGGUCAGAGCCAAGGUGACAAAGAGAAAGGUUUUCCAUUACUUGAGUUCUUGGUGGGACAGUUUACAAGAUUAGAUUCUGCUUUACAUGACACAUUGAAAACAACAGGUUCAGUCACCUGGGUUGCCAGUGAUCCCAAUCCAAGAGCACUCUUGUCUGUGCGACUUUUCCGCAUCAUUACAAAUCUGAUUGGUUUAAUUGCCCAAUUAGUUAAAGAGUCUAAUGUAACAAGAGAUUUUGGGACCAAUAAUUCCACCAACCAUUUGACAGCAAAUGUAGUUCUGGGCCUUCUUCCAGUUCUGAAGCCAAAUGAUGAAAAUGAGCCGCAGUAUUACAAUUUAGUGGUACUUGGCUGUGCAUUGGAAUGUUUAGCUCAUGUAACAGCUCUCGGUUGGCCAGGUGACAAAAUAGCUAGUCAGCUUGUGUCAUGCUUAACAAGAAUAAUCAAGACUUUCCAUGAAGGACGUGGCAGAGCUCACAACUCAUUUAUGGGAAGGGCAGUUACACUAAGCUCAUCCCUUAUACUGAUACAUUUGCUGUCUCACCCCAGUGGUGACUUGUCUGAGGAAAUAUCCAAAUGGGCAAACAUAGGAGGGUCACCAGAUUGGUCAUGGCUGGUUUCUCUUUGGGUGUAUCGAGACCCAAGCGUGACAAGUGCUGGUUUAACUGUUGCUUCGUCAUUAACAAGCAAGCCAGAAGGCUUGUUCCUCCUUCAUGAAAGUCUCACCCAAGUUUCAGGAGGUGUGUGGGGAGCCGCCUUAAGCUACUUACUGGCAACUGGUCGGAGCUGCUUGGUAAGAAUGUCAGCUGCAGAAUUACUUGUUAAGCUUACAGAAAAAAGGCCAACUGUAAAUGAGCCAUGGUCAUCCCCAAUAGUCACUGAUACAAUGACAGGUGAAUCCAUUUGUGGAGUUCAGGCCCUAAUGGUUUUACUUCAGCACUGCAACUUUUACAAAAUUAUGAGGAUAACAGUGUUUAAGCUUUGCAUCUAUCCUGGGAAGCCAGAGGGAGAGUGCCAUCCAGUAAAACAAGCUGAGUGGGAUUUCUCUACUAGCCAUCUUAGUUCUUUAUGUACUGCAGCUGACGAUGAGCUUGGCAGCAUGGAGAGUCAGAGUGACGAGGAUUGGAGAAAUGGCAAAUCAUCAUCACUUGUUUCUGUUCAGCUGUAUGAAUCAUUGUUGAGGCUGUUCACUAACUUAUUAUUACUCCAACCGUCCCAGGUUAUAGAUCAGUUAUGCUCGCUUGGAAUAAUUCACAUGGUUAUCAAACAACUUCGUUAUAUUAUGCCUCUCAUUAAUGCAUCUGAGAGUUAUUUUCAAGCCAUGGAAACAGCUUUGAUAUUCCUAUGUGCAGUUCUUAAGCAUGAUUCAUCACUUGCCCAUUCUCUUACACGAGACACUAGUCUCGUACAUCUCAUAAUGGCGGUGCUGACCUCUGGUGUUGAUAAACCACAGACCAAAAUUGUUGGUUUUGAAUUGCUAAACGUUCUCACACAUGGAGGUGGACUGUGCGGUACAUCACCAAUAAUUGAAUGGAUCGUAGCGUCUCCCGCACUUACUCUGCGUCCUUUAGUGCUCAGUCUUCACUCGUCCUCACUGCUGAAUCUUCAGAGGGCAGCAGCAAGCUUCUUGAUUAGCCUUAUUUAUUCAGUUUUUCCUGAUGAGAAUUUGCCAGAAAGCACUGCUGAAUUGAGUCUUUCAAAAAUAUUAGAUGUGCCAGUGAUGCUUUUAAAUGACCAGGAUAUUUGCCCUGGUUGGGAAAUCUGCAGACAUCUUAUACAAUUAAUUUGUUUUGUAACAGAUGUUAAUGAAAUUCCUGGUCAGACGCUACUAAAGAAAACUGAACUCUCACCAGUGGAAUUAGAACAUCGAACUCUAUUGCUGGAAUGCUUGAAGUUAACCCUACUAAUUUCCACUAGUGCAAAAGAAGCAGCACAUCAUUACCGCUUGUUUUUUAUGCCGAUUCUUAUAAAACCAUUUACUGAUCUUCAAGUGAAAAUUCAAACUGUAAAUAUUCAUAUUACAACUCAACUUAUGAAAAAGAAGGGACUAAAAGAACUAAUACAAAGAGUGAUCCUGCACUUGGAAUUGGCUACGAACUGGGUGGACGGAAGAGGUCCUUGGGUAGUGACCAUUGGGGAGUCUGUGUUACCCCUUCUUCAUUCACUUUGGGUGCCAAUACUUCGCACACAGUCUUUAUUGACUGCCACUUUAAAGUUCAUCCUUUCUGCUUCAACACAUCAUCAAGUAUGUUUGUUCUUGAAUCGAACAAGUGGCCUGCCUGGUGUACUUCUUAGUGCUUCGAGGACAAGUCAUCCUCUUCUGGCAAAUAUCACGACAGUUGUCUGCCAGCAGUUGUCACGCCAUCAAAAUCUUAGCAGAGGCUCAGUAUUGGGAUUGAAAGAUCUUCCAAGAGAGAGUAUAGAAAUUUCUAUAUUACUGUUAACUAAUUGUUCCAGGUUACAGGAAUGUACUUCUGUGAUGAUCAAGCAUGAUUUAAUGACCUCCAUAAUGAAGUGGCUAGAUAGCAAGUUUGCUUUUGAAGAGGGCAUGUUCAUCACUCUUCCUAUCCUGAAGUUGUUUAUUGUUCUUCUUUCUCAUAAGGAGUCUCAGGUGGCAGUGUGCAAGUUUAACAGAUGGGUUAAUACUUUCCAUGGGCUGCUUCAAUAUAUUUCCUUGCAGAAGGAUGCUUUGACUGCUCUUGCUAAUAUGUCUCAAAACCAUCAUGCAGCACGAUGUAUUCUUGGUUCAGAGGAUUUUGUGAACGAUAUCUUAUCUUUAGUUGGACAGCAUGAGAAUGAAGCCGUGUUGGAGCUUGCAUUGGUGAUCAUUUGGUCUUUAGUUGCAAACAACAAGAGAGGCCAGGCUAUCCUUAAACGUUUUCCCUUCCAACCCGAACUUAAAUAUUUAGUUGAGACGCAUCAUAAACAUGCUCAUCUGUGUGAGACUGUGCUCAAGAUUUUGAAGGGAUAACUUUUGUGAAUACUGUAGAUUAUUUUUACUCAUAUCAAUCCUUGUGUACUUCCCUGUUUUAAAUAAACUUGGUAGUACCUGUAUGUUUGUAAAAUACAUUAUUUAUAUGUACAAAUAAAAUAUAUUUUCUGCAUAUA